Molecule: messenger RNA, 1287 nt
Organism: Musca vetustissima
Lineage: Eukaryota; Metazoa; Arthropoda; Insecta; Diptera; Muscidae
Product: F-box/LRR-repeat protein 6-like
Exons: 6
Biological process (GO): SCF-dependent proteasomal ubiquitin-dependent protein catabolic process
Cellular component (GO): SCF ubiquitin ligase complex
Molecular function (GO): protein binding
Source: RefSeq, a predicted model, not a curated record
AUAAGUGAAAAUAAAACGGGUAUUAAGUUAUGUAUUAAAAAAUCCGAUAGUUCAUUAAGUGCCGUCACAGCUACAGCAGCGGCCACAGCAGCCGUUAAAUCAGCCACAACAUCGGGGAGAAGUCGUAAAAGUUCAAGGAAUCCAAAACAACGUAUAAAACUGAACAACGACAGCAAUGAUGAAGCCGAUGAAUUGGAUUAUGAACCUAAACGGAAAAAGGAACGUAGUUCCAAGCGACAAUCGGCCACAGGAACGGGCGGCUCUAAUGCAGGGCAAGCUGGCAAUGAUGGUGAUGAACACAAACGUCCCAUUGUGGAGCAAAGUAUAUGGGGUAGAGAUUUACCCGAACCAGUGCUUUUUAAGAUUUUCCAAAAUGUCGUCGAAAAGGAAGGUUGCCUACCGACCUUAUUUCGUUUGGGUCGUGUCUGUUCCCUGUGGCGCCGUGUCUCUUUAUCACCCACCUUGUGGCGUUCGCUAGAUCUCACCACAUGGAUUAAAGAGAAAUAUCGCACGGAGCUGAAAUUAAAAUGGUUUGUCGAUAAUCGCUGUACAUGUUGCACAGAAUUGAAUGUUUCAAACUUCAAAAUCACAGACAUUAAUUGUUUUCUAAUGAAAUUAGCUGAUGGUGCACCGAAUUUAACAAGUAUAACCCUAUCGGGUUGGAAAGGUUUCUCAUGUGAUCAUUUGGCAUAUUUAGUUGAAAAUAUGAAAAAACUCGAACGUCUAGACUUAAGUUCUGUGAAUGUGGAAAUGAAUGCUAGUAAAAGUGCUGUGGGUGUGCAAUCAUUGUGCAAUGCAAUGCAAGUUAUGGGUGACAAACUGACACAUCUUUAUUUGGCGCACAAUCGUUUAGCUGGUAUACCGCAAUUAGUCAAUGUUUUAUCGACACAUUGUCCAAAUUUAGUUCUAUUGGAUCUAUCCAAUGUUACAACACAAGCCACAUCUCAUGGUAUAUUACAUGUUGAGAAAUUACAGCAAGGCUGUCCAAAACUGAAAGUUUUACGCAUUACCAAUUCGCAUAUAACACUGAGUACAGCAUCCCUACAAGAAAUGAUGGAUUCUCCUGGUUUUCCCGAACUCGAAGAACUUUCCGUAGCCGUUAUGGAUGAAUCACGAGUCAUUGGUGAUGAACAUAUACAACGUAUAUUGAAAUCGUCAUCGAAAUUGAAGCUAUUAGAUGUACGUGGCUGUGCCCGUUUAACCCAUGAAAGUCUAAUACGUCUACCAACCUGGGAUGUAAAACAUUUAUUUCUAUCUGGCUGUUCGGUGACAAGAGAUAUGGGGUGA